Messenger RNA from Arachis stenosperma, 983 nucleotides. RefSeq lists its product as uncharacterized. Bases 271 to 774 code for a protein of 167 amino acids. The transcript is spliced from 4 exons. The record is from RefSeq and is a predicted model, not a curated record. Lineage: Eukaryota; Viridiplantae; Streptophyta; Magnoliopsida; Fabales; Fabaceae. Gene Ontology annotation, molecular function: iron ion binding.
UUUAUUUGUGUGAUGGGAUAUGCAAAAUUUCGAGACCUAGGUCUUACAAGGCAAGGAUAGUGUCCACUUGUCCUUAUGAGAGAGCGUGUGUGUGGUGUGAAGUAAAAGUGGCACACUUUCCACGUAGGAACAGGGACACACAUGUCAAUUACAGAUUUGCACACACACCCUCCUUUCUUUCCACACAAAACCAUUCUCUUAUCUUCUUCUUCAUCUUCUUGAGAGAGAGAGAGAGACAAAGAAGAACAGCAAAGUAAGAAAGUAGCAAAAAUGGCACAGGCAGCCACAGCAAGUGGCCUUAACACCGCCGCAAAGUGUGGCCCUUGUUCAGUAAAUGGUGGUGGUGGAUUACGACCAACCUUGAAAUUGAAGCCGAUGGCUCUGGGUCCCAAGUCAUGGUUCUUCUCAGGCUCACUGAACCUGUUGCAUCAUCCCAACCAGAAACACCUUACAUCAGCAGCACCAAGGAUUUCCAUGCGUGUGGCCUCCAAGCAAGCCUAUAUCUGCCGAGAUUGCGGGUAUAUAUAUAACGAUAGAACUCCCUUUGACAAGUUGCCUGAUAACUACUUCUGCCCCGUUUGUGGAGCUCCAAAGAGAAGAUUUAAGCCUUAUGCACCUGCUGUCACAAGAGGUGCAAAUGAUACAUCAGUUAGAAAGGCAAGAAAGGCCGAGCUCCAGAGGGAUGAAGCGGUUGGGAAGGCACUUCCUAUUGCAAUUUUGGUGGGAAUUGCAGCGCUUGUUGGAUUGUAUUUCUACCUCAACACCCAGUACUAGGUUGCACUCCCCAUUACCUCUGAAAUCUGGAGUUUAACGUGUUACUCUUGUCUUCUUUUCUUUCUUUCUUUUUGUACCUUAUGUUUCAUUCAUACAGGAGAACAUUAUUGGUCAUGUUUAUAAACCCUGCCUAAUCAAGGUGGAAGAGUUGAUUUCACUCUCUCAAUUCACGUUUUUAAAAAGAAUAAACUAUAUUCACAUUUUCAACA